This is a messenger RNA of Schizosaccharomyces japonicus yFS275, 834 nucleotides long. Its product is annotated as structure-specific endonuclease subunit. Gene Ontology annotation, cellular component: Slx1-Slx4 complex; nucleus. The record is from RefSeq and is a predicted model, not a curated record. The transcript has a single exon. NCBI's taxonomy places the organism in Eukaryota, Fungi, Ascomycota, Schizosaccharomycetes, Schizosaccharomycetales, Schizosaccharomycetaceae. Bases 1 to 834 code for a protein of 277 amino acids. Gene Ontology annotation, biological process: DNA repair; DNA replication; DNA metabolic process.
AUGACGGAAAAGAAACCGAUCGUAAUAGACAGCAGUUCUGGUGAGAGUGAUGACGAGGUUGAAGUGCUCGACAUCAGUAAUGCUGACAUUUCGUACGGAUUCGAUCAUUCCGAAGACUACAGCAAGGUAUUGCAAAGCUGUGAUCAAGCAAGCAUGCUACCAAAUGAGAAUGAACUUUUCGACACAGAAGACUGGCAGCUACUCCCGUCUCAGCAUUCGCCGAAAUGCGACGAUACACGCCCACUCCAAACGCCAAAACCAACACCCAAUAAGUUGACACCUCCAGCCCCACCGGAGCUUGGACCCGCUAAAGAGCGCACAAACUCCACAAAGACGACAAAAAGAAGGGAAAUAGGAACCACAGAUGAGGACGCAGAUCGUCUCAAUGAGUUGAAAGUCCGUUUGGAAAAGGAAAGCGACAAGUCGAUACACGAUCAGCUUUCACAAUUUGGCUUUAAGAUUCCCAAAUCACGAAAGCAACGCAUCAAGCUUCUAAGUCAGUGUUUGUAUGCUCUCGAAAACACUAAGCCCGAGCCGAACGGAAAGGAAAGGCAAGCGAACACCAAGGCGAAUGAUGAGGCACCGAAAUUCGAGGACAUCAUCGCUCAGACAUCAAAUGCAAUAACGGCUAUAGUACGAUCGGCACCGGGAGAAAGCGUAUGGUCAGACAUGCUAGCGUACAUUCCGGUGCAACUGGAUGCACUACAAUCGUGGCUAAAAAAGCACAAUCUGAAUGUUAGUACAGACUUGUUACGCAAUUGGUGUGAUGCGCAAGGCGUAUUAGUGGCGGGAUCUUGGGACGUUCGGCAUGGUAAACGCAAUGGUUACGUCUAG